This is a messenger RNA of Armigeres subalbatus, 717 nucleotides long. RefSeq lists its product as uncharacterized. The coding region runs from base 1 to 717 and encodes 238 amino acids. The record is from RefSeq and is a predicted model, not a curated record. The transcript has 2 exons. NCBI's taxonomy places the organism in Eukaryota, Metazoa, Arthropoda, Insecta, Diptera, Culicidae.
AUGAAGAAGCCCACUGCCAAUUUACCCACUAUAGCCAUCAAUUCCGCAUCGUGGAACAUACCAAAGGUUCCAUUAGCCGAUCCCAAUUUCGAUACACCGGGCAUGAUCGACAUCAUAAUUGGCGGAGAAUGUUACCAUGAAAUCCACACCGGCAACCGUAUAUUACUCGGCGUAGGUCUGCCGUUCCUGGUCGACACCCUAUUUGGCUGGACAGUAUCAGGGAAAACUGCCAUCAAUUCCUCCGCCACGCCACCGGUCUGCUACCUAUCAACUGUUGAUCGGUCUCUAGAGAAUGCGCUUCAGAGAUUCUGGGAACUCGAAGCUGUCGAUCAUGGCCCAACGUACUCCACUGAAGAAAAACGAUGCGAAGAAAUCUAUGCCAACACUACCACCCGAACUCACUCCGGAAGGUACGUCGUACGCCUUCCUCGUUCCUUAGAUCCGCAAGUCACCCUCGGUGACUCUCGAGCAAUUGCCACCCGCCGUUUCUACAGCCUCGAGAGACGCCUUGAGAAAAAUUCCGCCUUAAAGCAAACCUACCACGAGUUCAUCGAUGAAUACCUCCGAGUCGGCCACAUGCGCAAGCUUGAUGUUGUUGAUGAUGCUGUUCCACACUGUUACCUACCACACCAUCCGGUGUUCAAGGAAAGCAGUACCACCACCAAGUUAUACAGCAGCAUCUCGUCAACAUCAUUAUUCGUUUCCGAUUCCACCUGA